This is a messenger RNA of Cetraspora pellucida, 1743 nucleotides long. The record is from the annotation of a GenBank genome assembly. Lineage: Eukaryota; Fungi; Glomeromycota; Glomeromycetes; Diversisporales; Gigasporaceae.
UUUUAUACUCUUGAUAAUGGUGGAUUUCGAGAGAUAUCAGGUAUGACAAAUAUCAGCUUAUUAGAACAAGCUCUUAGUAUUGUGAAUCAAUUACUCGUUAAAGAUCUAAAAGCGUGCAAUAAAGUUUUGAAUUCAUGCCAAGGAGCUAAAUUGGAUUGUAACUUGAAAAAACCUGAACUUUGCAGAAAUUUAACUGAAUACAUGAAAAGGAUAAGGGAGACUAAUAUACCACAUACUAUAAAUGAAAUGUCCGAAAUUAUAUUGCGAAAAGGUGUACAACAACCAAGGCCUCCCCUGAAGCCUUCAAACAUUACUCAUUCCCGCGUGCAACCUAAUCUUAAGCAUAGGCUAGUUAUUAAUCCUCCUAUCCAACUCUAUGGUUCAAAUCAUAAUAUUCAAUUCAGGUCAUCACCGUUUUACGAUAUUAUAGAAUCAAUUACGGAUUUCAGAAUAUUGGACGGGUCAAAUGACAAUACGCGAAAUUCAGUUACUAUUGACUUCUAUCUAACACUAGAUCAAGUUCGACAUCUUCAGACGGCAAGGAAUGUAGCAUACUACCAGAUACGUUUAUUCUGUUGUGCCGAACCUUUCGACAAUGGAUCUUCUAAUUCUAAUGCAGUGGUUGAAUUUCCACUAAUGUGUGAGAUUCAAGUUAACGAUGACACAUUGCCAGCUAACACUAGAGGAAUUAAAAAGAUGGUUGGUUCAGUACAUCCGAUAGAUAUAACUCCGCUUUGCAAGAUAAAUACUACUUAUCAAAAUAAGCUUAAGUUUGUGUAUGCGAAUAUUACCAAGUUGAUUAAGAAGAAGUCAGUUGAUCACAUCGUAGAUCAAAUAAAAAAUGGAAGAAUAAUCACAAAAGAAGAAACAUUAAAAAAGUGGAAAAAUGCUUCUGAGGAUGAUAUAGUGCUUGGAUCAAGCCAAAUUUCACUGAAAGAUCCGUUAGGGUAUACGAGAAUCCAAGUCCCAUGUAAAUUUUCUCGUUGUAGACAUGUACAGUGCUUCGAUGCGUACUUAUUUUUUCAAAUGAAUGAACAAACACCAACCUGGUUAUGUCCUAUUUGCAAUAAUGUUGGAUCAUGGUCCGAUAUUGUAGUAGAUGGUUACUUUGCCGACAUACUUAAUAACACGUCUCAAGACCAGGAACGCAUUAUAAUCGAGCCUAACGGCGAAUGGUCUGUUCAGAAAAAACGGAAUAUUUCAGAAGAGCUGGUUCAUUCUCCUGUUACUAAAACUUCAAAAAAGACACGUUUUGUGGAACCACCGAUAGAUGUAUACGUGAUAGAUGACUCAGAAGACGAGAGCCUUCCUAUACAGCCAAGUAAACCGAUUCAAUCGCAUCCACCUACGUUUAAUGGGAAAGAGAUAAUUGACCUUACAUUAAGUAGCGAUGAAGAAGAGACACCAACAAUCAACAGUAACAAAGAUAUUAUCAGAAAUGCUGCCUCAGGUAUCAACAGAUCUUCUAUUAAGUUAGAAAUUCCUCAAGAUCCAAAUAUCCAAACACAACCUAUAUCAUCUAUGAAGGUAGCCUAUUCUUCCCCUACGUCUCAAUCCCCAACCUUUGAUACUACUAUUUCUUCCCAUUUUUAUGAUCAGUACCCCUUAAGUAAAUCAUCGCAUUAUUAUGAUAAUCCAGAACCCGCGUUAAUUACUUCACCUGGUUCAAUAGGAGAUAGUUACGGAUUUUACAUGGGUGCUGAUCCUAAUUUUCACAAUGAAUAUGAUAAUUAUGAUUUCUAA